AUGAAUUCACAUCCAACAGUCAGAUUUAAUGAUCCUCUGGCGACCAAGUAUUAUUCAAUGGAUGUAGAUGAUUCAACACAGUCCCGGACAUCAACAGAUGAUUUAUACCUUGGGCCAGAUGAUGACAUAGAAGAUGAUUCUGUGUCAUCCAGUGGUCCGGAUGUGUUGGCUGCAAUCCCCGUUCAGUACAUCGACCUGUACUUGUACCUUGGGCCUGAUGAGGAUCUGAUUGAUUGUGAUGAUGAGCCGGAGUCUGGCUAUGCACGUAGUGAGUCUCCAGUCGCAUCUGAAGUUUCCAUGUCAUCAAAUGAGAGACCUGUCAAACACGAUCCAGCACAUCCAGAGGUCACCAAUGAAGAUUUGUAUGUGAUGGUUUGUGAGUUUCGGCCAAUAGGGUCAUUUGAACACUCUGGAUUGCAAUCCCUUCAAGAUAGACUCAGCAGCUACAAACAAGAUAAUGGAGGUCUUCCGGUGCCUUCCAUACCACUACUCAUCGAGGUCGAGCAACCAUUUCAAAUGGCUUGGGCGGAUACAUCUGACAAGCUCCAGAGGGCUGAUUCUGGGCUACAGAGGCUGAGAAGAGCUGAACAGGCAAGCAUCAAAAUGCUCAAGGUGGUAGAUUCCAUGAUUUGUCAGUGUGAAGAACAAAACCAAAACUAA
Messenger RNA from Suillus paluster, 660 nucleotides. RefSeq lists its product as uncharacterized. The transcript is spliced from 5 exons. Bases 1 to 660 code for a protein of 219 amino acids. The record is from RefSeq and is a predicted model, not a curated record. Lineage: Eukaryota; Fungi; Basidiomycota; Agaricomycetes; Boletales; Suillaceae.